Messenger RNA from Uloborus diversus, 2020 nucleotides. RefSeq names its product alpha-aminoadipic semialdehyde dehydrogenase-like (gene Aldh7A1). The record is from RefSeq and is a predicted model, not a curated record. Bases 126 to 1739 code for a protein of 537 amino acids. Gene Ontology annotation, molecular function: aldehyde dehydrogenase (NAD+) activity. NCBI's taxonomy places the organism in Eukaryota, Metazoa, Arthropoda, Arachnida, Araneae, Uloboridae. The transcript has 8 exons.
CAUGUGGAAUUUGUUGUAGAUGUAGGGAAUUUAAAUGACUUUCUAAUUUAAAGCAUUUUUUCGAAUAUUCCACUUUACUAUUCGACAACUUAAUAAAGACGCAUUAUUAUUUUUCCUUUUUAGAAAUGUUUGCUUCUCUUCGAAGUUUAAGAAAAAUUCCUGUAAAGCAAGUCUUAUUUUUUAGAAAUAUGCAAGUGUCUCCCGUCCGCAAUUACUUGAUUGAUGAUUCCAAAUAUUCAUUUCUGAAAGACUUAGGUUUGGCAAAGAAGAAUCUCGGGGUUUACCACGGGUCAUGGACUGGUUCAGGAAAAGUUAUUACUUCAUUCUCGCCCAUAAACAAUCAGCCCAUAGCUGAUGUAGUAGAAGGUUCGUUAAGUGACUAUGAAAGUGUGGUCAAAGAAACACAAAAAGCUUGGGAAAUUUGGGCUGAUAUUCCAGCCCCACAGAGAGGAGAAAUUGUUCGACAAAUUGGAGAAGCUUUAAGAGCGAAAAAAUCGGCCUUGGGGAAGCUAGUGUCUUUGGAAAUGGGCAAAAUUUUACCUGAGAGUGAAGGAGAGGUACAAGAAUACAUUGAUAUUUGUGACUAUGCCGUUGGGUUAUCAAGGAUGAUUGAAGGAAAAGUUCUUCCUUCAGAAAGACCAGGACACGCUCUAUUUGAAAUGUGGAAUCCGUUGGGAUCAAUUGGCAUUAUUUCAGCCUUUAACUUUCCUGUUGCAGUAUAUGGUUGGAAUAAUGCAAUUGCUAUGGUGUGUGGGGAUACCAUGGUAUGGAAAGGUGCUUCAACAACAUGUCUUACUAGUAUAUCUGUAACGAAAAUUGUGUCAUCUGUUUUAGAGAAUAAUAAGCUACCGGGUGCAAUAUGUUCUAUGAUCUGUGGGGGUCCUGCUGUUGGAGCAGCUAUGGCAAAGGAUGCAAGACUAGCCUUAAUAAGCUUCACUGGAAGCAGCAAAGUAGGACGAGAAGUUGCUUUGGAAGUGCAAGGCCGAUUUGGUAAACAUAUCUUAGAACUUGGUGGGAACAAUGCAAUUAUUGUUACUGAGGAUGCAGAUUUAAAUAUGGUUAUUCAGUCUGCUGUUUUUGCUUGUGCUGGCACUGCUGGGCAGAGAUGCACUACCACAAGGAGAAUCAUUGCACAUGAAAAGGUAUAUGAUGAAGUUGUUGAUAGAUUGAAAAAAGCAUAUCCAAAAAUUAGAAUUGGUGAUCCUCUUGAACCUGGGACCUUGUAUGGGCCCAUGCAUUCCAAGCAAGGGGUCGAAUUGUAUUCAAAAACACUAGAAGAUGCUAAGAAACUUGGUGGAGUUGUUGAAAUGGGAGGAAAAAUACUUGACAGACCUGGACAUUUUGUAGAGCCAACUAUAAUUACUGGUCUUUCACAUGAUGCUGAAGUCGUGCUGAAAGAAUCCUUUGUACCAAUUGUGUACAUUUUAAAAUGCUCAAGUGUUGAUGAAGCUAUUGCAUGGAAUAAUGAAGUCAAAGAGGGACUCUCUAGCAGCAUAUUUACUCAAAACCUUGGAAACGUGUUCAAAUGGCUUGGACCGAAAGGCUCUGAUUGUGGUAUAGUGAAUGUGAACAUUCCAACAAAUGGGGCUGAAAUUGGAGGUGCAUUUGGAGGAGAAAAGCACACUGGAGGUGGCAGAGAAUCUGGUAGUGAUUCUUGGAAGCAGUAUAUGAGAAGAUCUACUUGCACUAUCAACUAUACCAAAGAGUUGCCUCUUGCUCAAGGCAUUAAGUUUGAAUAAAUAAAGUUUUGAUAAUCUUCAAAAGCUGUGGGGACCAUAUAGUAAUCUAUGUAUUUUCUUGCACACCUAUAUCUGUGAUGUUGAAAUGUGCCUUUGAAAGGUUUCACUUGUACUGUUAUGUAGAAGUCCAUGCCAAACUUCCAAAACUUAUACAUUCUCUAAAAUUUGUUAAAAUGCUAAUUAUUUUUGAAAUACUAUUUUUACAUACAUUGUUGUAUGCAUUUAGUUUUAUAUAAAGCAUAAAUGUGUAACUUUUAAUAAAACUUGUUAAUACUUGUGAA